Molecule: messenger RNA, 1445 nt
Organism: Empidonax traillii (willow flycatcher)
Lineage: Eukaryota; Metazoa; Chordata; Aves; Passeriformes; Tyrannidae
Gene: CTNNA3
Product: catenin alpha 3
Exons: 10
Coding region: 84-1445 (453 amino acids)
Biological process (GO): cell-cell adhesion; cell migration
Cellular component (GO): adherens junction; fascia adherens
Molecular function (GO): actin filament binding; beta-catenin binding; cadherin binding
Source: RefSeq, a predicted model, not a curated record
CCUCAGAAGCCCCAUAGUGAGCCACAGCAGUUGCACUGAAGUUCCUAACCCAAGGAAAUUACGUAGUUGCCUUAGUGCUGAAUAUGGACCAUGUGUUUUCUAGGAUAGGUGCAAUGUCAACCAAAAUGCCAAACAUUAAGCUGAAAAUUGAUCCUCGGGAUCUGCAGAUCCAGACAUUUACUGUGGAGAAAUUACUGGAACCACUGAUAAUUCAGGUUACAACACUCGUGAAUUGUCCACAGAAUCCUUCUAGUAAGAAAAAGGGCCGUUCCAAAAAAGCUCGUGUCUUGCUGGCUUCUGUGGAAGAAGCCACCUGGAAUCUGUUGGACAAGGGAGAAAAAAUUGCCAAGGAAGCAGCUGUGUUUAAAGAGGAACUUCAUGCAGCUCUUGCUGAUGUCAGGAAAGAGAGUCAAGCCUUGAAGGUGUCAGCAGAGGCGUUCACCAGCGAUCCCUGCUCCCUACCCCGCAGGCAGGCCGUGGUCCAGGCAGCGCGCUCCCUGCUCGCAGCGGUCACCAGGCUGCUCAUUCUGGCUGACAUGGUUGAUGUGGCAUAUUUGCUGCAGCAUUUGACUGUGUUUCAGAGAACGUUUGAAUCUUUGAGAAAUGUAUCCAGCAAAUCUGAUCUGCAGAAAACCUACCAGAAGUUUCAGAAAGAUCUGGAAAAUCUUGACUAUUUGGCGUACAAACGUCAGCAGGAUUUGAAAUCUAGCGAUCAGCGAGAUGAGAUUGCUGCAGCACGUGCAUCCCUGAAGGAAAAUUCCUCUUUCCUACAUUCAAUAUGUUCAGCUUGUUUGGAACAUUCAGAUGUUGCAUCCCUUACAGCCAGCAAGGAUUCAAUUUGCAAUGAAAUACAGAAUGCUCUCAAUGCAAUUUCUAAUGCUUCCCAAGGAGUUGGAAAUAAAAUGGAACAACCUACAUCUCGCACAGCUACUCUUGGAAGUGCACUUGAUGAGCUUGAGAAUUUAAUUGUCCUGGACCCUCUUGUAGUGAAUGAGGAGACAGUAAGACCCUCCCUAGAGAAACACCUGGAAGCCAUUAUAAGUGGAGCAGCUCUGCUGGCCGACUCGUCGUGCACGCGGGAUGUCCAUCGGGAGCGCAUCAUUGCCGAGUGCAAUGCCAUCCGCCAGGCUCUGCAGGACCUGCUCUCUGAGUACAUCAGCAAUACUGACAAGAAAGAGAGAAGUAAUGCCUUGAAUGUUGCCAUAGACAGUAUGUGCAAGAAGACAAGAGACCUUCGCAGACAGCUCCGUAAAGCCAUUAUAGAUCACAUCUCAGACUCCUUCUUAGAUACCACUGUUCCACUUCUAGUUCUCAUUGAAGCUGCUAAAAAUGGAAGAGAGAAAGAAAUAAAGGAAUAUGCUGCUAUAUUUCAAGAACACACCAGCAGGCUUGUGGAGUUUUUCAGAUUUUUAAUACUGAAGCUAAACCAUCAAAAGAACAGGUGA